CCCUGUUAUCCCCUCCUCUCUUAAUUUCUCUCUCCUCGAUCUUCCCUUUUUCGUCUAACCUUUUCCUUUGCAGACGUUCGAAUAAACCCUAACCCUAGUUCUUAAUUUCUACUACCGAAGAUUACUAUGGGAGAAACCAAAGAAAAUGAUGCUUAUGAAGAGGAGCUUCUUGAUUACGACGAGGAAGAAGAGAAGGUUCCAGAUCCCGCUGUCACCAAAGCUAACGGCGAAGCCGCUAAAAAGGGUUACAUUGGAAUCUACAGUUCAGGAUUCAGAGACUUCUUGCUGAAGCCAGAGCUGCUGCGCGCAAUUGUCGACUCUGGUUUUGAGCAUCCAUCCGAAGUGCAACACGAAUGUAUUCCUCAAGCUAUUUUGGGUAUGGAUGUCAUCUGCCAAGCCAAAUCUGGUAUGGGGAAGACCGCUGUCUUUGUUCUCUCAACCCUGCAACAGAUUGAUCCUGUGGCUGGACAAGUUGCUGCACUUGUUCUUUGUCACACUAGAGAAUUGGCAUAUCAGAUAUGUCACGAGUUCGAGAGGUUCAGCACAUAUUUACCUGGUAUUAAGGUUGCUGUUUUCUAUGGAGGUGUCAACAUAAAAAUUCACAAGGAUCUGCUCAAGAAUGAAUGCCCUCACAUUGUGGUGGGUACUCCUGGAAGGAUCCUUGCAUUGGCCAGAGACAAAGAUCUGUCACUAAAGAAUGUCAGACACUUUAUUCUUGAUGAGUGUGACAAGAUGCUCGAGUCCCUUGACAUGAGGAGAGAUGUGCAGGAGAUCUUUAAAAUGACACCCCAUGACAAGCAAGUGAUGAUGUUUUCUGCAACUCUAAGCAAGGCAAUCCGACCUGUUUGCAAGAAAUUUAUGCAAGAUCCGAUGGAAAUAUAUGUGGAUGACGAAGCCAAAUUGACCCUUCAUGGUCUUGUACAGCACUACAUCAAAUUGUCCGAGUUGGAGAAGAAUCGCAAGCUGAACGACCUGUUGGAUGCUCUGGAUUUCAAUCAAGUUGUCAUUUUUGUCAAGAGUGUCAGUAGGGCUGCUGAGUUGAACAAACUUCUUGUGGAGUGCAACUUUCCUUCGAUCUGCAUCCAUUCUGGCAUGUCCCAGGAAGAAAGAUUGGCUCGUUACAAGGGAUUUAAGGAUGGCAAACAAAGAAUACUUGUUGCUACAGAUUUAGUCGGCAGAGGAAUUGACAUUGAAAGAGUGAACAUUGUUAUUAAUUAUGACAUGCCAGAUUCAGCAGACACAUAUCUGCAUCGGGUUGGCCGAGCUGGGAGGUUCGGAACUAAGGGACUUGCAAUUACGUUUGUGGCAUCUGCUUCUGACUCUGAUGUAUUGAAUCAGGUACAAGAGAGGUUUGAAGUCGAUAUUAAAGAACUUCCAGAGCAGAUCGACACUUCGACAUACAUGCCCUCAUAAAUGAACGCGCUACAUUGUUUGAUCACAUUGUGGAACACUAGGCAUGUUUGGAGAAGGCUGAUGAUAGAAGUAGAAAUCUGACCGUGGCUUAGAAAUUUGCUCUGUGAGCUGCGUAGUUCAGCAGUGUGUGUAAUUCUGGCAGUCAGAUUUCAUUGUACUAGUUAUGUUUUUGUCGUAGUGAUGCUAAAUACUUCCAUUUGUAGUUUUCCUAUGCUCAACUUAUCAAGGAUUAUUACUUUUUAUUGCUACAUAGGAUUUUGCUAGCAGGUUUGUCUACUGACUUCUGUGGAUAUGAGCAGGGAUUUUUGUGGCCCUUUUUAUCCUUUAAUAGGGGGCCUGAUUAUUUAGUUGUUUCUGUUUUAGAUUCA
Chenopodium quinoa (quinoa) is the source of this 1781-nucleotide messenger RNA. Its product is annotated as DEAD-box ATP-dependent RNA helicase 56. The record is from RefSeq and is a predicted model, not a curated record. Gene Ontology annotation, molecular function: RNA binding; RNA helicase activity; ATP binding. The coding region runs from base 127 to 1413 and encodes 428 amino acids. The transcript has 12 exons. Lineage: Eukaryota; Viridiplantae; Streptophyta; Magnoliopsida; Caryophyllales; Amaranthaceae.